CCCAAACCUAUCCCUUCCGGCACUCUUACCACCUCUUCACCAACGGCUCAGCAAUCGGCUUCAAGUGACUCAAGUCUCAAACUGGCAUCUUCCUCUCCUUACUUCCAGAACGUGAUGUUUCGCUGUCUCUUGAUUACAAUGCGAAAAAUCCUACACCAGGUUCGAUUCGUGGCAGGAAGGCACCGCAGAAGAAAAUGGCCAAAGGCGGGAAGAAGGGAGGCGUUCUUCGAGUUGAGAACGCUGGUAAUGGGGAGACUCAAGCCGUUGUUCUUUGAUAUGCCGUGUCCUCUCCGGCUUGCAUCGGCCAUGGUUCCUCCUCCACCUCCUUCUUCUCUGUGGAUCACCACCUCAAAGAUUCUUGCAAAGCUCGUGAGUGGUGUUGUUGAUGAGAUUAAUUGGCGGGGAAUGGGGAUCCCCGCGGGGGUCCCCAUUCCCCGUAGGGAACGGGGACGGGGGGCAAAAUCUGCCCCCCCUAAAAAAAUCCCCGCGGGGUUCCCCGUCCCCAUGAUUCGCGGGGACGGGGACGGGGACGGGGACGGGGAGGAACUCCCCGGCCCCGCAGGGCCCGUUGACAUCCCUAGUCUGUAGCUAUCAUCUUUUAAUCUACGUCGGGGUGGUUUUUCAUUUUUUGGUACUUAUUGUUCUUUUCUGUUGUUUGCAGAAACUCCCGGAAAGGUUUGUUCAGUAUUUGAGAAAGAAACUACCUAGGAUUGU
Messenger RNA from Rubroshorea leprosula, 714 nucleotides. NCBI's taxonomy places the organism in Eukaryota, Viridiplantae, Streptophyta, Magnoliopsida, Malvales, Dipterocarpaceae. The record is from the annotation of a GenBank genome assembly.